AUGUUUGACUUGGGUUCGUUGGGAGCUCUCGACGCAUAUACCGCUAUUGUCCAAGGAGAAUUCCGGAACUCGUAUCCUGGAAGUCACUCUAUCGCAGAUAUGGCAGUUGUCCUCGGCGAAGAUAUGCUCAAGGAGAUCUGUGCCACCUCCCUCGGAUCUGCAGGUCCAGCUAUGAAGAAAAAAAUCCCCUGCGGCAUUGGGACGAUCGGCCUCAUCAUCUCAGCCACUACCUACCUCCACGUCGCAGCUAAGUACCUCUCCGUGCGUUAUCCUGCGCAGCUCCCCGCAUCUCCGCACCAACAGCAUGGUGCACUCACUGGGCGACCUGGCUUCGCUCUUUCCCUUCUCUCCUUCAUCCUUGCUGAAGCCAUCCCGAUUAUUCAACUACCUAGUCACGUUGACAGCAUCGGUGUGCUUUGCUUUGCACCCUUGGCUAUUAUGUUGCCGGGAGCCUUGCGCCUGUACGAUCGCGGUUCAUACAGACACGAUGGCACCAUUGAACAGAAGGCGAUGUGGUACACGCGCAUCAUGCGUGCUUGCUGGCACGCGUGCGACUGUGAAGUCUAUCAUCGACGCGUGUGGAAACGCUCUUGCUGGUAA
Messenger RNA from Drepanopeziza brunnea f. sp. 'multigermtubi' MB_m1, 600 nucleotides. Lineage: Eukaryota; Fungi; Ascomycota; Leotiomycetes; Helotiales; Drepanopezizaceae. The record is from RefSeq and is a predicted model, not a curated record.